UACUGAAGUAAACAUUGACUGUAGAGAAUCGCCGUUAAUUGAUUAUUAACUUACAAUGAUUAAAAUGAAAGUGUAUUGUGUUAUUAUAAUAUUUGCUUUUAUGUGUACAAAAUCCGAUGGAAUGAAGUCCAAAUUAUCUUUAGAGUUACAUUUUGAUGAACGAGAUUUAUUAAGAUAUUUGAGAGUAGUGGAUCGAGUAAUAAGCUUUUAUACGGAAAACAAACAUGAAAUAGACGUACCUGUAUAUUUUGGAUUAUUCUUGGCAAAUGUUAAUAUCAAAUACUCCGUUUUAAAUGCGAAAAAAAUCAAUCCAUCUGUUCAGAUUUUAUUGGAUAGAAUCAUAUUGAAGAACGAUAAACUGAUCUCAUUCUAUCAUCAUAAGGUAAACAGUAUGAAAAUUGAAGACGACGAGAAUAUGAACUAUCGAAUAUACCCUCUUUUUUCAAAUGAAGACAAGUGGCUAAGGAGAAUGAAGAGAUUUCGUCAGAAAUAUUCUGUUUUAUUUUCAUAUACCUAUGAAGAGCUAUCACAACGGUUCGGUGAUAUUAAAUCGUACAACAAUUUGCUAUGGGACUUCGAACAAGGGAUACCUACUCCCAAUCAAUCAGAUGUUUGUCUUGCUUCAUUGGCUUCGAACCUGCUGGAAAAAUAUAGACGCUGUGACCUAGAGGACGGCUGUAUCGACAUACUAAGAAAUGGAACUGAUUUUGGAUAUGCAAUAACACACAGAUUGCUCCACUUUAUAUUGGCUCGGUACGGCGUCGGUUGCAGAAUAUUUUCAAAAGAAGAGGACGAGCGACUUUCGAAACAGCUGUGUUCUAAAUGUUUCGCUGAAGUUCAAUAUAUUGCCUACAAUAAGUUUGCGCUGGUGGAUAUUAUGUUUGAGAUGACAGUCAGUUUUUGUGCUCUGGAGGGUCACGUCCCGUUUCUCCGUCGAUCCUGGCUCGAAGAACUACGUUGUUUCCAGACAAGUUAUGGAUGUUUCCGACAAAGCAUUCGAAAAGAAAAAAUAUUUAAAAUUUGUAAGCUGAACUAUCCUUGGAAACCGGAAUAUCGGAAUGAUGAUUACGAUAUAUCGGACGGUGAAUGUGGCAACCAUGUGACAGCUGUGGCUGUAUCAACGUACGCUAUAGCAGCGAGAUACAUAAUAGAAAACAAUUUCUAAAAUGCAUUUUAACCUGGCCCUUCGUACGAUCUUAGUCAUGUUUAGUAAUUUUUGCUAAGUGAUGUAUGUAAUAUUAAAUGGCGCAGGAUCACUACACUGUCGUUUGUCACUCCCAUAGACUAACAAUAUAUCCAAAGUAUUUUUGGACAUAUGUUAACUCAAAAAAGACUGGAUCUUGGAUACCACAAAAGCUAAGAUAUAAAGAUAUUUCAUCGGAUGAUGGAUACACAAUUUGUAAUCUUUUUAAUAACUAUUUCAACUCUGUUUUUAUAAAUUCAAGUACUCCCGAUUUUCAUAUUAAUAAUUAUAGCUUUUCAAAUGCGCCUUUAGAUGUGAGUACUA
This is a messenger RNA of Leptidea sinapis, 1507 nucleotides long. Its product is annotated as UPF0764 protein C16orf89-like. Gene Ontology annotation, cellular component: cytosol; membrane. Lineage: Eukaryota; Metazoa; Arthropoda; Insecta; Lepidoptera; Pieridae. The transcript has 6 exons. The coding region runs from base 56 to 1165 and encodes 369 amino acids. The record is from RefSeq and is a predicted model, not a curated record.